Messenger RNA from Daldinia vernicosa, 1478 nucleotides. Its product is annotated as NAD(P)-binding protein. The record is from RefSeq and is a predicted model, not a curated record. Gene Ontology annotation, biological process: triglyceride catabolic process; phosphatidic acid biosynthetic process. NCBI's taxonomy places the organism in Eukaryota, Fungi, Ascomycota, Sordariomycetes, Xylariales, Hypoxylaceae. Bases 272 to 1180 code for a protein of 302 amino acids. Gene Ontology annotation, cellular component: endoplasmic reticulum; lipid droplet. The transcript is spliced from 4 exons. Gene Ontology annotation, molecular function: triacylglycerol lipase activity; acylglycerone-phosphate reductase (NADP+) activity.
CGGAUAUAAUUCAACUCAUACGCCACGGGAUUUAAGAUCAUUUAUACCUCGGCUUCUCGGAGUCGGAUUAAUUGAGGAUUUGGUACCUUACGUCGUACUGGGAGCAGAGUAAGGCAAGAGUGGACAGGGUUUAUUUCUAUUUGGAGUAGAUACGUGGUACCCAUACCUUAGACUACUCGUACAAGCUUCCGCUCCCACUAGAACAUCGACCGUCAAGAACUUUAUACGCAAAUAAUCCAAUCACACCUUAGAACGCUUUAAAUCCAUCAAAAUGGCGGGACCUAAACCGGGACAGAAGACAGUCCUCGUAACUGGCUGUACCCCAGGUGGUAUUGGACAUGGCAUAUGCCUGGAAUAUCAUCAACGCGGUCUCCAUGUCAUUGCUACCGCCCGAAGAUCUGAGGUCUUGGCCGAUCUCGCGGCUCUGGGCAUGAGCACCGUGCCACUCGACGUUACCGAUGCCGAAAGCAUCAAACGAUGCCACGAAGAAGUCGCAAAGCUCACCGGCGGCAAGCUAGAUAUCCUCGUGAAUAAUGCUGGUCGUACACAUACGCAUCCCGCGACAGACAUCUCAUUGCCGGAUGUCCGACAGACCUUUGAGACCAACGUCUUCUCAAUAAUGGCCAUGGUACAAGCCUUUAUAGACCAGCUCAUUGCGGCAAAGGGCUUGAUUAUCAACAUUUCCUCGCUUUCGUCUGUGACCCCUUAUGUAUUUGGCUCGGUCUACUGCGCGAGCAAGGCCGCUGUCGUAGGCUAUUCGCGUACCUUACGAAUGGAGCUAGCGCCCCUUGGAGUUCGCGUGAUGGUAUCGAUGACUGGUACGGUAAAAAGCAAUACAGCUGCACAACCUCUUCGAGGCCUGCCGGAAAAUAGCCUCUAUAGCCGCGCCAAGGAGAUAUUCGAAUGGAGAGUUGUCUUCAGCCAAAAUGCGUCCACCUUUCCCACCGAGACGUUUGCUAAAAAGUUGGUCAACGACUCUCUACGCCCAGAGGUUCCUACGAUACUCAGACGCUGGUUCGGAAGACCGGAUUGGUUCUGGUCUGGCGGGAUGGCAAAUUUCGUAUGGUUUGGGACAUGUAUAGGCGAGUGGCUUAUUGACGCCUUCUGUUGGCGCACCUUUCGAAUGGACGAGAUAACGAAGCUACUUAGUGAGGAUCAGAGCCAGAAAAAGCUGAAGUGAUGCUGCCACCAUUUCACAUUUCGUCUGUAAUCAAAUUUCCACGCCAUGAACGCGGGGCCAUUAUCCCUGAUUUGUAGCAUAGCGUUCAGUUUUCUCAACCAUCUAGCACUUUUUCACUUGAUACUACCGACAAAAUCAGUCAUCGUAGCUAGUGUAAUGGACGCUAACCUAUAAAAGAUCAAUUGCCCGCGGGCGUGGGUUCAAUAUUAGAUCUUACUUCCAGACGCGUUAGUAGGAGUCAGAUUGUGCACCAAGAUAAAGACAUUGAUCCAGUACAUCAUCUACAUCGGCUAAGCAC